This is a messenger RNA of Drosophila biarmipes, 1605 nucleotides long. RefSeq lists its product as uncharacterized. NCBI's taxonomy places the organism in Eukaryota, Metazoa, Arthropoda, Insecta, Diptera, Drosophilidae. The transcript is spliced from 5 exons. The coding region runs from base 121 to 1188 and encodes 355 amino acids. The record is from RefSeq and is a predicted model, not a curated record.
UCGCCCCAACCGCCCGCCGCCUGAGCGAAUUGCGAUCGUUUUCGAACCGUUUUCGAAUCGUUUUCGAGUACCAAGUUUUUUUUUGUUCUGUUUCCAACCGCUUUCCGAGCUACUGUGAACAUGUCGUUCCUGGGCAACACAUCCGACCUGGAGUGCGAAAAGAACGAGUUCCCGCGCCAGCGCUCCACGGGCAUCGUCACCAAGGUGGCGGCCCACAAGCUCUCCGCGGAGCCCAAGUGGGCCGACAAGCGGGAGGAUGACUCCGACUCGGAGGUCUCGUCGCCGGACAACUUUCUGACCAAAGGCGCCUUCCUACUGACCCCGUCCUACGAGUUGUCCAUGGAGCGGGCGGCCCUCAUCUGCGAGAAGAUGGCCUUCAAGGGAUGCUUCAGCUUGACGAAAACCGCUACAGGCAUUCUGUUUAAAUUCUCACACCCAGAUGACUAUCAGGCGGUGUUCAAGAAGGGCUUCCACAAGGUCACCGGGGCGCGAUUCUACCGCAAGGUGAGCCCACCCACCCACACCCACAUCUCCAGUGAUUGGAAGGGCAUUAUGGGGCACAAGAUAGCCAUCCCGUGCCGGCCGAGGAAAACCUUCACCCUGUACGUGCUCGACGUGCCCGAGGACCUGCCCGUGGAGGACAUCCGGCAUGCCAUGUACAAGUUCGACUCGGUGGUGGAGGUGGUGCGCCUGCACAUCUACUCGAGCCUCGCCAGCAACGCCGCCAACGCCUCCUCCGCCUCCGUCGCCGCCAGCUCCUCCUCCGCCGGCGGGGACAAGGGCGUCGAAGGUGAGCAGAUCCAGCUGCUGCACACGCCGACCCAGACUCUGCGCCGAGCGGCACUCCGAAGCACCUCGAAGAGCGUGGGCUCCGUGGUGGGCGAUGCCAUCGAGAAGGCUGAGCGCCCCGAGCGCAGGGAACUUCCUCCCGCCGUCAUCCGGGUCACCCUGGCCUCCAUGGACGAGUACAACAUCCUGUUGCAGAACGGACUCAACUUCUACGACGCCACGUUCUUCCCCACUGAGGCCAACAUCUCGCUGAAGGGCGCCAAGAUUGACUACAAGCGCAGAAUGCUCGACGGAUCGAUUCCCGGACGGGUGCGGGAGCUGCUGCCCGUGUUCGAUGCGGCUGGCUUCUGCAAGCUGCCGCCGCCCACCAGCAAGCUAAUUAAGCCGCCGAGGUCGUAGAUGCGAUACCACGAUACGACUCGAUGCCAUCUGACUCGAUACGACGACAACGCGAUCCGGCCAAUACGCGGGCCCCCUGACGACCCUCCCGGACUCGGCUCUACCCACUUAUCUACCCCACUUCGCUGUGUACCGUGCACACUGUGCUGUUUUCAACGGAUGCCAACGUUUCCGCUCGAUCCGCCGAUCCGAUCCGAUCCGACCCAUAAUAAUUCCUCUUUUGGCUACCAUCUAUGUUUUUGUUGCCUUUCUAUGUAUCUAUCUACCGUCUCCCGUGCGAACUCUUCAACCUUUUUUUUGCUAGUUUUAUUAUUAAAGGCCCAUAAAAGGCGUAGCGUUUAAUUUGUUCGAUUGUCUAACAAUGAAAAAGUAAGCAAACACACAGAAAGAAAUAAUAAAGAUGAAACAAGAAAGACA